UGUAUCAAAGUGACGAAUCAGAGGAGGAGUGAACUUCAGCUCGGCAUGACUAUAUCAGGGCGUGUGUGCGGGGAGGGCACUGGGGCGACAUCUGAACCGCACUCGCGCUCGUAAUUAGCGUCAAAAAGCAAUCCCGGACUCCGAUCAAUGAGACAAAGGGGCUUUGAAACAACACGUGAAAUGCAAAAAUGUGAUCUUGACCGACUGCUCCGCUGGAUAGGAGAGCAGCUGCUGCCGCUGCGCAGAUGACAGACUUCAUGACGGCGCUCCCGGUCGUCCUCGUCCAGUCCACAUGUCCCGGACACCAGCGAGCGAGAGGCAUCCAGUUCCAGUCGACCUGUAGCCUGUGCCGAGAGAGUCACAAAACUCAGGUCUGGCUUUGUUUCUUUGUUCUGAGCUUCUUGAGUGCAUAUACGUGUUCUGCUUCUGUGACUGAUACAGAACACCUACAGAUUUGCUUGGAAAAGUUGAUUCACACCAUUGAGAAAUCUGAUGCAAUGCUGUAUGCUCCGUCAGCUAAUGACAUUAAAGAGAACUGUAUAAAUGUGUCACUCAGAUGUUACAUGUUGGAGCUGAUAAUGGUCAUCGAUGAAGAGGAAAUUGUGGACAAUAACGUUGAUUGCAUCAUUGAUUUUAACGAACAGCUUAUAGUGGAUCCUGUUGGCUGUCCACCAUGUGAAGCAUACUCACUUAAAAAUAUUACAGUAUUCCUGGAAAGGCUAAAUAACCUUUUGGAAGAGAGGAACGUACAACAGAAGACUUCUGACAUGUGAAAUGAUGUAAAUAAUAUAAGCUAUGAAUGUGUAUUUGUAUAGAUUUGUAAAGACUUGUGGCUCUUAUUUUGUCCAUUUGUGACGAACCAAGCUGUCCUGUAUUGUAUACUCGCUGAGUUUGAUGUGUAAUAUAACAGUGACUACAUGUCACUGCAUGUUUCUGUGUCACUGUGUCAGACUCUGCCUUUCAGUUGUAGUUUUGAAAGGCGUGUCAUGAAGUAUCAUACAGUAGCAGCAUGUUCUGUAUAUAUAAGAAUGUACAUUAUUAAGCUCAUUGCUAAACAUUGCUCAAUAUAAUACCUAUUAUGCACUAUACGCCUCAUCAAUUCCUUUAUCAUAAGAACUGUUGCUAACCCUAGUAAAUAAUAUCCCAAUUUCAUUUUAUUUCCUUUUUCUGAUUCUUGUUUGUUAAAGGUGUUUAAAAUAAUCAUAUAUAUAUAUAUAUAUAUAUGGUAAACACUUAUGUUUAUAUUUGAUGUUAGUGGGCAUUCAGACUGAAAACAACCCAAGCAGCUGGCUGUGUUGGUCUUGUUUCAUAUACCAGAUUGACAUGUAAUAUGAUACAGAAAGCCUGCUCUGAGUAACAGACCCAUGAGUUCAAAGAUUAUCAGACACCAAACCAACUCUGGAAAGUUAUCGCAGUGGCAGUAACGCUACUUUUCAAUCACGAGGUAAACUGUAGAAACACAGUACUCAUGUUACAAAAGUAUUCUACCGGGUAUGUGUGCUCGGAUGUAUUUCUUGACAGCUGAAUGAUGUUUUUUGUUGUUGUUUUUGGAAGCCUGCAAUGUCCAAGUUGUGCACCUCUGCACAGGUCCAUUCAAAAGAAUAAGGGUGUGUCUGUGUUUUUGUUUUUUUUGUUCCCUGUGAGCCAACCAUGUUUGUUUGUUAGCAGUCUUCUUCACUUAACUGCACCAUGUGUUCACACAAGCACGUGUCCUCUUGCACGAUAAGCACAAAAUCUUGACCCAAUCUUGAAAACGUUGGUCCACAGCAGCAGGUCACAAGCAUUAAAAGUCGAGAAAAUGAU
Scatophagus argus is the source of this 1803-nucleotide messenger RNA. Its product is annotated as interleukin-15-like. Gene Ontology annotation, cellular component: extracellular region. Gene Ontology annotation, molecular function: cytokine receptor binding; cytokine activity. The transcript is spliced from 6 exons. The record is from RefSeq and is a predicted model, not a curated record. The coding region runs from base 246 to 773 and encodes 175 amino acids. Gene Ontology annotation, biological process: positive regulation of tyrosine phosphorylation of STAT protein; positive regulation of cytokine production; positive regulation of immune response. Lineage: Eukaryota; Metazoa; Chordata; Actinopteri; Scatophagidae.